Closterium sp. NIES-67 is the source of this 429-nucleotide messenger RNA. The record is from the annotation of a GenBank genome assembly. Lineage: Eukaryota; Viridiplantae; Streptophyta; Zygnematophyceae; Desmidiales; Closteriaceae.
GCUUGAAUGGUAGCAGCAGGUUCCCCCGUGCGACCAGCACACGUCACAGCAGCAGCCACAGCAGCCACAGCAGCAGCAGCAGCAGCAACAGCAGCCGCAGCACUAGCAGCAGCAGCAGCAGCAGCAGCAGCAGCAGCAACAGCAGCCGUUGCGACGGGAGCAGCAGCACCACCAACAACUGAAGCAGCAGCAGCAGCAGCAGUAGCAGCAGCCGCAGCAUCAGCAGCAUCAGCAGCAGCCGCAGCAUCAGCAGGUGGUGCAGCAGCCGCAGCAGCAGAAGGUGCAGCAACAGCACUGGCUAGAGGAGCAGCAGCAGCUGCAGCAGCCGGAAGAGCAGAAGCAGCAGUAGCAGCCACAACAGUCGGAGGAGAAGAAGCAGCCGCAGCAGCAGCCUCAUCGAUUCUAUGACCUCAAGCAGGCCCCUUAAGC